Molecule: messenger RNA, 336 nt
Organism: Paraglomus occultum
Lineage: Eukaryota; Fungi; Glomeromycota; Glomeromycetes; Paraglomerales; Paraglomeraceae
Source: the annotation of a GenBank genome assembly
AUGUCACAAUGCGGAAAUAACUGCCCAGCAUCAUCACCUACGGCCCCACCAGGACAAACAGUUGUUACUGUAACGGAAACCUCAUCUAGCACAAGCUUCUCUAUCAUUCCUGCAACGACGCAACAAGUACAGACUACUUUGCCUGAUGGGACGGUGACAUCUACAGAUGUAGUUAUACCGCAAAGAACAUCAACAAUAGUGAAUGUUGUCACUGGAACGAAAACGACUACUACUCCUACAUUGCAGACAGGUGGUGGAGUGAGAACGAAAGGCGAAGGAGCAAUAUGGAUGAUUGCGGCUUUGAUUGGAGUCGCAUCAUUCCUUGCUGCUUUCUAA